AUGAUGAAAAUUCGCCUGUGUACUCUCAAAUGCCUUGUUAUCUUACUUGGGGUUGCAAGUCUGAUGAUAAUUGCAGGAAGGAAUUUGUAUCAAGAAUCAUUUGUAACGGAAGACAGCAAUAUUUUCAAGGAGACGCAGGUUGCAAAGCAAUUUUUCAACCCCUUAGGUAUGUUAUUAUUUGAUGAUUCAAAUAAUUUUUGGCUUCUCCAGGAUUUUUUCGGAAUAGAAAGAAAUUUGAGUCCGAAAAUUUGAUAAAAUGACGUAAUGAUCCUCGCGUUCAGCGACGUACGGUGAUUGCAACACCCGUGUCACAUAUUCUCAUAAGGUAACACCCAAUAUUUCUCAAUUGAGAAUGUGGGUAGUACUCAAGUGAAAUGAUCAUCUGAGCCGUCUGGUGUGGUACUAGAAGACCGAGUAGUUUCGCUAUUUGCUUUGAUCGUCAUUUUAAAGUUUACCCCGUUGUUUAAUUUCGUGAGUUAUGAAGAAGUUCAAACCUGUUUCUGUGAAAACGAUUGUCCUCUGAAGAACUGGGAAGACCGUUAUUCAUACUCCGUUAACGGUCAGCUCAAACACAGCUGGUUCUCAGCCGAACCAAGGAAGCUCUUCGCUCCUUGAAGCUGUCGAUGACCCCGACAUUCCCGUAUUUUCACCUGAUGAGGCUCAACAUUCUGAAGCUCAUCGAAGAAACUACAGCUCCGUAGCUAACUGGGAAAAAAUACGGGAUAAACUGUUCGCAACAGCAGUGGGGGAAGAAACUCUCCCGGAGAAAUAUAUUUGUGCCGUAUGCAAACAACGAGAGGCGACUGUGCGAUGUCGGUACUGCGGCUCGAGGCAUGCACGUGGAAAGGAAUCAAUUCCACGUUCUGGAGCAAUGGAAGGUAUUUAUCAACCACUGCUUGCAUAUAUUACAAUUGUUUGUAUAAUUAAAAUAUGGAAAUACAGCUGUCAAACCUCAAUAAGCUGAUGGAUUAACGCACUGUUUUGUAAUCUCUAUUAGCAAAGUUUUGCAUUGAUGACACGUACGCAGUAUUGCAUGUAUUUAGAAAACAAGGACAAAUCUAUAAACUAACUGUCCUGUUUCAAUUUCUUGAAAGGAUAAUAGAUUCAUUCCAUUAUUCCCUAAUCCUGGUGCAACUGAAUCCGGCCAUUCUUGUUCUACAAGAAUCCUCAAAUGAUUCAAACUAAUAGAUGCCUUCGGUAAGUUGGACACAAAGUCAAAGCUUGCGCAAUGUUGACUUUCGAAAGCAAAGGUAAACAAGGUUUCAAAACGUUUGCAAUUGUCAGAGGUUUUGAAGACAAAUGCUUUUGCCCAGUGUUGGUGCUACACUAUCUUCAAUGAUUUACGAUUUUAUCUUCAUUGUGUUUGUGAGUGUACAUCCCUUGCUUCUUGUUUCUACAUAUAGGUUACUAGCACCUGAAGGAAGUCGCCGUCUGUGACUGUGAAAGCCAUGCGGUUACUUUGGUACGUUGUCAGUUCUGGCCAGGUUCACCUGAGAGACCGUCCGUGGGCUUCCAUUUUAAAUUAAUAGACCUUGCUGAAAAGUUAUUCCUGCACAGUCAGGUGUCUGUAAAGAAGUUUUCAGAGUUGAUUUUGGAAAUGACACCACCUUUGCAUCCUAAUUUUGUGAGUAGUUUUAUUAUUACAGUGGUGUUCUUUAUAAGACCAGUGUUUUAUUAAUAUACUGAUAGAUUUCUAGUGUGAAUAAAUUCUUUAUUUUUAAUAUAAUAUUGACAAUUGCUCAUUUACAUUCUGGAGAAGGAGGCAGUGGUUCAGCGCAUCCAAAUGUUUGGAGUGCUGGCCUUCAAAUCUUAGCAAGUGUUGAAUUUAAAUGCUAUCUAUCCUGAUAUUCUAAUUUCUAGUGACACCGCACAUUGUAGAAAUCUUCAUGACUGUUAGUUUUCCCAUUUAAGCCAAAAACCCUGCAAAUGCCGAGGCCAUCAAGUCACGUUGAUGAUCUUCCCGUGUGCUAACAAUAUUGUCUAUAUCCCUGCUUGAAACAGUAUUUGAACCCAGGACCAUACCCACAGCUGUAUUUAAUGCUAAAUCCUAUUUAAGAAUAUAGCAUUAAGCCACAAUUGACUGCACAUGUACAUGUGGUAAGUAUGGAUAAAACAGGAGUGAAAUGAAAAAUAAUGACAAUAUCGGUGUUGUAAGAAAAUGACUGAGUACAUGUAAAUCAAAUAUAUUUUCCUUCUAAUACAAGUACCUGUGUUAAAGAAUUCAGCACAAAAUAAAUUGUAAGAAUUUGGUCCUUUGACACCUUUGAUUCUUUUUAAUGUGACAUCUGCAGAAGAAGAUGAUUCUUGUGGCCUUUUUCUUUUCUGAUUCCCAAUCCACUUCUGCAAAAAUCAUUCAGUGUAAUUGUUAUAUUACUCAUUAUGUUAAAAUUAGUAUUAAUAAACCACUGAUGACAACUGAAUAAACAUGCAUAAACUAUUUAAUAUUCAUUUUGAUCAAAGACCAUAAGUGUUAUUAUGUGGAAAAGGAGAGGAGAGGAGGAGAAAGAGGAGGUUUGCAUCAGAACUAUUGAGAAAUACUACAAUAAUGCCUGACCAUUAGUUACAGUAUGGUUGAAUAAUAAAAAUAAUUACAAUACAACUGAACUAUCUUAAAUUUGUACAGUUGAAGUCCUCAUCUUUGCAUAUGAUCUUCUUAUGUUUAUAAUGUUUUUAAAUAAAAACCUGACAUUUCGGAAUUCAAUGGAUUACCUUGAAAGGUAAAUACACACGUAUGAUGAACGUGAAUGAUCUUUAGCCUGAGUAAAGCAGAGUUAACCGUCUGUAACUGUACCUGAUCACGAUCUAAAACAACAUCUAAUAAACUUUAACCGUUAGGCUAUUAUUGACGUAUAAAUGCAUCUACGAUCUAUACAAAUUGCUAGUUUUGCUUGAUUCGUGGAAUAAUUGAGAUAAAAUAAAGCUCAACCUGGUAUAAAGCUACAGCUGAGGUUAAAAAAAUGAUUAAGCUUACCUCGACUUGUGCCUUCGUCAAACCAGUGUCCGUUGACGCUUUUAAAACCAUUUCCUUGUACAUGGUUCCCGUUCCAACCAUCCCUUCUUCGAAAAACCGCUCUAAAAUACCUCUCUGUCAUCUGAGAUACGAGUACGUUUCGCCAUUGUAUUUCCUCACGAAGAACAACUACUAUCUUGCUGGAAGCUUACUAGAAGGCACGUUGUGGAAUUUGUUACUCGCGGGCGAACGCGGAUUAUUCCAUAAAGCGACUUCAUUGGCUGUUCUAGACAAUGCUUCAAAUCAGCGGCAUCAGACUGCUCAGACGACCCAGACGAUCAUUUUACUCGGGUACUACCCACAUUCUCAAUUGAGAAAUACCGGGUGUUACCCUAUGAGAAAAUGUGACACGGGUGAUUGCAAAUACCAAAUUCGAAAAAGGCGAAGGUCUCUGGCUGGGGAAAUUUUGUCAUCGAGUCUGCCUUUUUUUUAAAUUGGCUUUCACAUGUUUCCAAUGAGAGACCCAUGCCCUUAAUUUUUAAUUAGGUAAAUUAAUCCUUUACGGAUCGUAAAUUGAGUGCAAUCUUGCACCGCCGUAAGCUUCUCUUCUGUAUCUCAUUCCUUAUUUUCAAUGCUAGGGACGUCUUGUAAGCCAGAGCCUCUACUUGACAGCAUAGCAAGGCUAAACGGAAUGUUUGAUGAUCUCAAGACAUUCGUGAUGUUUAUUGGAUACUCACAGACUAUAGAGAGUCGUACUGGCGCCAUAUUGGAUGCGCAUCCUCAGAUUAUCCUUCCGCAAGAGUACGAUGUCUUAGGGAACUGGAAAAUGUAUCAAAACAAGAAGCUCAGGGAACGCGGCAAGCAAAAGUAUAUGCUGUUUUUCUUCUUGCAUUAUCUUUCCACUUUUCAAGCUAUUUUUCGAAACCAAGCUAAUAAACCAAGCCAGUUCUGGGUAUGGACAUCCAAAGUCGAGAGUGCUCGGUAUUACCCACUUUCUGAUACAUGGCAGGGGAUAAUAAAUGGCAAGAUUAAGGUAAGCUUAAGAACAAACUAAAAAUGAAUGUUAGACAUUAAUCAAACAAAUUACAAGUAAAUUUUCUGAGACAAAAUCAAUGUUCUUUUAGUUUUAAACCCAUUAACCUUUUCUGCAUAUAUUUGACACAGAAAGACCAACAGAAAAUUUCCGAUUUUGACUAUUAGGUGCUUUUGUGUGCAUUCGUCUGUGAAAAGAUGAAAUUAUUAGCAGCUUCAUCAAUAGGAAUUUAAACGAUAAUUUACAACUUUUCACCGAAGUAGAAUUAAAUAUCUUCCACUCCCAUCGACACUGAGGUGAAUAAUUGUUUUAGCAUAUACCACAGGUAACCAAAAAAUUCGUUCAUCUCUGUCAAUGUACCAAAAAAAGGUCGUAAAGUAAAUUACUGACGACUGAUUUUGUCUCUUCGGCUCCGUAGCAGCCGAUCAGCGCGCACGAAAAGCGCUAUUAACCUGUGUGGUAUAUGCUAAUUGGGGUUAGAUAGUAAGCUACUAAUUCAUCAUAAUUAUCGACCUCUUGAAUGUGAAAGAGAGCGAGUUUUCAAUGAAGGGGCCUAGGAAUUUACCCGACGGGAAAACGAUGUCAAUAACUUCCUGUUGUUGUUCACAUUUUUUAGCCUUAAUUUGCAUUGAUAUGAAAUUGGUCCAUUAGAUACAGUAUUACUCAAUUUAAGUUCGGGAGAGUAAUUUUCAUAGACUUGAAUCAAAGGCAUUGACACCUGAAGGGCAUGAAUCAUGAAUGAUAAGUUCCAACUAUUUCAUAGCCAGUUUUCGCACACUUAGAUAAUCAGAAACUUGUCUUUCUCCUAAUUCUUGGGAAAUAUUUUUAUAAUGCUUUUAUCGCCUGGAAUGCUUUGACAACCAGCAUGAUUCACCAAAUGAUACCACUUGUGUAGUCAUGUAUAAGGAUAAUCAUAGAGCAGAAAUUCUAGAUUGAUUCCAUGCUGGCUUGGUAAAUUCACAAUCAGUUUAGAAACGACAGUCGUCGAAAUUAUUACUCGCUAUCAACAAGGAUUAAUGAUUUUCCUUUCGCCUAUAAGAAUACGUGUAUAACUGACUCAUCGGGUAAGAACGAAACCAUUAACUUUUCUUGCAGGUUAUUGGUGACACCAGUAGUGGUUCAACCACUAGACAACUUACCAGGAACCAAGGAAACUUUACCGUGCUUGAAGACAUCCAAAAUGUCAUUGGUAUUCCACUGAAAUUUCUUCACACUAUUACAAACCCAUAUGAAGUUAUUGCUUUGAAUGUAAUGAGACAGUCCAGAUCUGCCGUAGAGGUGAGCCACGAUUGGUCAUUUGUUUGCAAUUGAAUCACCGAUCAACUUUUCUUAUAUUAAUUAAGGUAGACAAGAAUGACUGAUACCAAAAUGGACGAGGUAUGAGGCCGUUUCCAUUUUUAUGAAAAUCAGUAGAAAGAUGAAAAUUUUCCUACUUAUGGAGCGGAACAAUUGUUUUUUCCUCCAACAGACUGGAGAAAAGACAUGUUCCUUUCGAAAAGGUUUUUAAAAGUUUAUUUAGCGAUUUAAUUUGCGCCAAAAAAAGCCAGAAAAAAAACAGUCAAUUAAAUUACUAAAACGUCGAAAAAACUUUUGAGGAGUAUCUUUGAAAUAAUCACCAUUUUUUUCAAGAAAAUGGAGAUGUUCGUUCCCACCGUAGAAUACUGGUUUUCCUUACAAACGGGGAGAGCUUGUAAUGUCUCUUUUUAUGCUGAAAUAUAGCAUUUUGAUUGAAUUUUCCACCUCUAUUUCAUUACCAGAUAAAUGACGCGAAGGAUGUUUUCGCCCUUGUGGAGACAAAUGCACAAAUAAGGAAACUAUAUGGUGAUGCGGUAUUAGACAUUUCUACGGACGAUUAUAUCAAUAAUCCAAGGGAGACCAUGAUACAAAUUUGUAGAUUCCUACAGGUUACAUGUUAUAAUAGCUAUCUCGAUAAAGUUGAAAAAGAACUUAAUAAGGAGUCGACGAGGGCUCGGGAUCAGGUGAUUUGGACCGACGAGGAGAAGGAGUGGGUCGCUGCAGAAAUAAAUAAGUACUCUUUCCUGAAGUCUUUUGAAUUUUGA
This is a messenger RNA of Pocillopora meandrina, 6043 nucleotides long. Lineage: Eukaryota; Metazoa; Cnidaria; Anthozoa; Scleractinia; Pocilloporidae. The record is from the annotation of a GenBank genome assembly.